This is a messenger RNA of Podospora bellae-mahoneyi, 2527 nucleotides long. RefSeq lists its product as uncharacterized. Lineage: Eukaryota; Fungi; Ascomycota; Sordariomycetes; Sordariales; Podosporaceae. The record is from RefSeq and is a predicted model, not a curated record. Bases 1073 to 2527 code for a protein of 484 amino acids. The transcript is spliced from 5 exons.
GGGAAAACCCCCGCGGUCGAGAACAGCACCAGGCCUCUUUUGGAGAUGCCGAAUGGCCCAAUGAAUGGCAGAUCCACCGGAUUUGCUGCAUGGAGCACUUGGCCAGAUCUCCAUGAGAUGACAACCUGGAACUUGGAGCUGCGAUAAGAUAAGGAACAGAGAGGACAGCUCAACAACACCUCAACAGGUAUACACGUGUCCCACAGCUGGAUGGUGUUUCGUUGCUGCCCUGCUCAGUUGACCUCUUGUUUCCCCUCCACAAACCAACGAUUUGUGCCGCUUGCCACAGCGAGACCACAGCGAGCUAAGGCAGUGCGACCCGACGUCGUUCUCCAGACGGGCGAGACUGGGCGUGGGACGAGGAGGGGAAAUCACACUCUUUGGGCAAAGAAUGUGGUCAGCGUGAGGGGGGACACCCCGCUGUGUGUUGGGGGGAUUUUGUUCAAGGUCCCCAGAACCCCCGUGAACCCCAACGCUAAAGCCGGCUAAUCACUCGCAUCCAUGCGACCCUCUGCGACUUUCUGCAACAACCUCUUCGGCCCGUUCAAACAGUGUCUCGGCCAGCUCCACGCCUGGUAAGAGGUAAGAGGAUAGGGGUUUGGUCUUGGGACGACCAUUCUGCCAGCUGGCAGAUGAUGGAUGCCCUUUAACGUGUCUUUGAGAACCUAGAGGGCCAACCAAGAUCUUGGGCGAACAUCUGGCGCAGAUCGUUUGAUGUUGAACAAUUACCUUCCACGAUUAAGGUUAAUAUCGACAUGGGUGUUUGACACUCGAACCGCCCAACCCUCCUGGCAUGGACCCUUGCACCCUUGCUUGAGUACCCUUGCACCUUGGCUUCGAUGAUCGACCGACCUCCUCUCGACUUCCUGAUUUGCAACCGCCUUGACAGCUUCGCUUGUGCGAUCCGGACUUCCGGACUUAAUCGUCCCAUCCUGUCAAGUCGUCAGCUAUAAAAUUAUCUACAGGCUGACCCCGCGCUUUGCUGACUUGAUCCCUUCCCCCUAGCUGCCUCCUCGUAAACCUUCCUAUCCUUCUUACCAAACCAACUCGACGACAAGCUUUCAAGCCUACGAUGGCCAGAGACCAAGUUUUACCUUCAGAGAUUCAAGAAACCGCACUACUUCAACUGCUUGCCAAUUCCCUAGUCCUUUCCCAAACAGCUCCGUACCUGUCCUGCUACGAUGUCUUGAAUCUGGCUGCCACAUCGCGCGCAUUUCGUUUCCUGAUCUACCAUACCCCGCAAGUCUUCCGCCGCCUGGAUUUGGGCAACGUCAAGACAGCCCAGUUUGACAGUGAUGCCGUUGACCGGGGUGGCCAGACCUGGCGCAAUGUUCAGCUUGACGAAACCUUGACUGAGGACGAUUUCUAUUCGAGACCUCUGAGAGGCAUCUUCUUCAACCUCCGACGGCAUGACAUCCUUCGGGAUGUGCAGGUUUUGACCCUUGAUGGUCUUUCUGUCACUGCCGAGCUCAUCCACGACAUCCUAAUUGAUCCGGCAUUUUCGGUUCGCAUUCUAUCGAUCCGCGAUGUCAAGAAUCUGAAUGAACGAAAGCUCCAAAAGACACUACAAUAUGCGUGUCGGGAGUCCAGACCUGAGGGCACACCGCGGCUCAAGGGUCUCUAUGUGUUUGGUCCGAAGGAUCCGGUACCUGAGGCGGCUCCUCCUCAGGAGAGCUCCCGGAGUCCUUCACCUACCAGUCCGGCCGCGGUAGCAGCAGCCUGGAACACGCGAAGCCAACAAACACUGACGGCUUCUCUCAUUGAGGAACCUGAGGCGUGGUAUUCUCGCCGUGGCAGCCAGUUUCCGUGUCGGAUCAACCCCGACUGGGCCUCUACGCUUGUGGCCUGCGAUGGCAUAAUUGCAUUUGAUUCAGUUCUUUGCACCAGCCCCAGGCAUAUCAACUCGCUGGCAUGGGGCAAGGUUAACCUCGAUGUUCUGAAAGCCGCGGGCUCCCCAGCAUCUGCAUUGAUCCCUCACUUCAACGUGGCCACUCACAGUCUCGGUGGCUGUGAGGGAUGUGGCUCUGCACCCGAAGGUUUUACAGUGUGGGGAGAAGACAACUAUCCAGAAGAAAGAGAUACUGAGGGAAGAAGGUCUAGUCAUACUUCCAUGGCCGACAUUGGGAGGUUCCCGCUGCUGCCCCCGCCUCCGAUGCAUUCUUCGACCCUGAGCGCUGCAAUGUGUCCGACUGGCCAGGCGGUCCGGCACCGACUUUCUUACCUGAGAAAGGGAAACCAGAGCAAGGCACGCUUCAUCCCACGCUGUUUUGACUGCAUUAGAGACAGGUACUGCGCCGGGUGCAACAAAUGGUGGUGCGAGACGUGCUAUGUCGGGGCGUUUGCAGGAUCAUCCGGUGGCCAUGCUGGAUUGAAUUCAGGGGACCAUCCCCCGGUUCUGAAGAGUUGUUGGGAAUGCGGCAUGAACUGCAAAGACUGCAUUGAAAGCACACAGCGGAUGUGCACAAGAUGCGGUGGUGGAUACUGCCUCAUCCACAAUGAAGGAUCUGAUAUGAUUUCUGGUGUGUAG